CAGUACAUAUAUGCUAUGGUGUUUGCAGUGGAGGAAAUCAAUCACAAUACAACGCUUUUACCAGGUGUGAAGCUGGGCUACCAUAUUUUUGAUAGUUGCGGCCGACCUCCAUGGGCUCUCCAGGCAGCAUUGUCACUAGUAGGAGGAGACCGGACCAGCUAUGAUCACCCUGUUCCCCUGAUCAUCGGUGGAGCUUCAUCUGUAGCCGCCCAGAUACUCUCCAGAACCCUGGAGCAACUCUCUGUACCUUUAAUUAGCUACCAAGCGAGCUGCACCUGUCUGAGCGACAGGCUCCGAUAUCCUAAUUUCUUCCGGACCAUUCCCAGUGAUAUUUACCAAGUCCUUGCCAUUGCCCAGCUUGCUAUACACUUCAACUGGACAUGGAUCGGAGCAGUGGUAGCAAACAAUAAUUAUGGCCUAAUGGCGAUAAAGAUUUUUCAGGAGGAGACUCAGGGGGCAGGGGUGUGUCUGGCAUUUGUAGAGACUCUCCAAAGGGAAAAAAUUGUAAGCGAUGCCAGACGAGCAGCACUCGCAAUUCAGGCCUCAACUGCAAGGGUGAUUCUGAUCUUUACCUGGUACACAGAUGUGAGAGAACUGUUUCUGCAACUAGAGAAAAUAAAUGUAACUGACAGACAGUUUCUGGCCAGUGAGGCCUGGAGUACCAGUAAUAAUCUUCUCACAAGUAAAGUGGCAAGUGGUGUUCUUGGCGUGGCCAUUAGAAGCUCAGCUAUACCUGGAUUUGGAAAUUAUCUCAGAAGUUUGCACCCAAUACAUCGUCCUGGUGAUGAAUUUUUAAGGGAAUUCUGGGGAGCUGAGUUUGUUGGCACAGAAACCCUGGAGGGACUGCAGCAUCCCUUUACUGACACCUCCCAGCUAAGGGUGGCAUAUAAUGUCUACCUUGCUGUUUAUGCUGCAGCCCAUGCCCUUCACAGCCUUCUGUCCUGCCCAAACAGAGACAGCCCUCCUGGAAACAACAGCCUCACCUGUUCUUCACCGUCUCACAUCAAGCCCAUAGAGCUAUUGCAGCACUUGAAAAAAGUGAACAUCACCACACCACAAGGGGAAAUGUUUCAUUUCCAAGGAGCCGAUAUUCCAGCAAAGUACGACCUUGUCAACUGGCAGGAGACUCCUGAGGGGCCAUUAAAACUUGUUUUGAUUGGUCGUGUGGAUGGGUUUGACCUCCACCUUAACGAAUCAGCUAUUCAGUGGAGCACAGGAUCCAAUCAGGUGCCUGUUUCAGUAUGCAGUGAGAGUUGCCCCCCAGGGACCUGGAUGGCAACCAGGAAAGGGGAACCUGUCUGCUGCUUUGACUGUAUCCCAUGUGCUGAAGGGGAGAUAAGCAAUAAAACUGGUUCUCCCUACUGUGAGCGUUGUCCAUUAGAGUUUUGGUCCAAUGCUAAUCGAACUGCCUGCAUCCCUCGCCAGCUGGACUUCCUUUCCUUUAACGAAACCUUGGGCAUUACCCUGGCUGCAGCAGCUGUGUCUGGUGCCACGGUGACAACAGCUGUAUUUGUGGUUUUUCUUUGCUACCGUCAAACACCUGUGGUACGGGCCAACAACUCAGAACUGAGCUUUCUGCUUCUUCUGUCUCUGAAGCUCUGCUUCCUGUGCUCACUGGUGUUCAUUGGUCGUCCAUCAGUCUGGUCUUGUCAGUUCCAACAGGCAGCUUUUGGGAUCAGCUUUGUACUUUGUGUUUCAUGCCUUCAAGUCAAAACCAUAGUGGUUCUUGCAGCGUUUCGCUCAACUCGGCCUGGUGCUGAAGCCUUGAUUAGGUGGUUUGGUCCAGGCCAACAGAGGGGAAGUAUCUGUCUUCUUACUUGUAUACAGGUUAUCAUCUGUGCCAUAUGGCUGUCCCUCAGUCCCCCUGUUCCUCAUCAUGAUCUGGGGUUCCAAGGGUCAAAGGUCACCCUGAAGUGUGCCAUGGCCUCUUUGGUGGGCUUCUCUCUGGUUCUGGGUUACAUUGGCCUGCUGGCGUGCACCUGUCUCAUACUGGCCUUUCUUGCUCGGAAACUCCCUGACAACUUCAAUGAGGCCAAACUCAUCACUUUCAGCAUGCUGAUCUUCUGUGCUGUCUGGGUGGCCUUUGUACCUGCUUACGUUAGCUCUCCUGGGAAGUAUGUUGUUGCUGUGGAAAUUUUUGCAAUUCUCACCUCUAGCUAUGGCUUACUGCUCUGCAUUUUUGCUCCAAAAUGUUUCAUUAUUCUUUUGAGGCCUGAGAAAAACACUAAGAAACACCUGAUGGCGAGAUAG
Xiphias gladius (swordfish) is the source of this 2250-nucleotide messenger RNA. Its product is annotated as extracellular calcium-sensing receptor. The transcript has 11 exons. The record is from RefSeq and is a predicted model, not a curated record. Gene Ontology annotation, molecular function: G protein-coupled receptor activity. Gene Ontology annotation, cellular component: membrane. Gene Ontology annotation, biological process: G protein-coupled receptor signaling pathway. NCBI's taxonomy places the organism in Eukaryota, Metazoa, Chordata, Actinopteri, Istiophoriformes, Xiphiidae. The coding region runs from base 16 to 2250 and encodes 744 amino acids.